AUGCCCUCCUCGUCCGGCCGCAACCCUGCGCGCCCCCAUGCAGCCCUGCUCCGGUGCUCCGCUGCCGCCUACACGCUGCCGCAUCUGCCGCUGGCGCCCGCGGCCACCUGCGUCCGCGCGCGUCCACCUCCAUGCUCCCGCGCACCCGUAGCCUACCUCCCGCUCGCCCCUGCUGCUGCCGCCGCAUCGUCGCCUCGCGGCGCUCCCAGCCCCUGCAGCUCCUUCCCCGUGCGUCGCGCCGUUGCUUCUCCCCUAUUGCGUCCUGUCCGUCGCGCCGCCCUGCGACCACGCGAGCGCGCGCACUCGCGGCUACACCUGCAUUGCCGCGCGUCGAGCCCGCCUGGCCGUGCUCCCCGCUCCCUCUGCUCCGCCCGCCACGGCCCCGUUCACCUCGCCGGCGGCCUUGCCUGGCCUCGCAGCUGGCUGGACCGCCCGGGUCUAGGCGUCCCCGCUCGCCGCACCCUGCGCCCGAUAGCCCGGCGCCCGCUAGCCCCCCUGCCUAUGACAAAGAGGCCCCAGCCCAGAACGACUAGAAAAAAAGAAUUUUAA
This is a messenger RNA of Aegilops tauschii subsp. strangulata, 549 nucleotides long. NCBI's taxonomy places the organism in Eukaryota, Viridiplantae, Streptophyta, Magnoliopsida, Poales, Poaceae. The record is from RefSeq and is a predicted model, not a curated record.